This is a messenger RNA of Quercus lobata, 1409 nucleotides long. RefSeq names its product metaxin-like protein. Gene Ontology annotation, biological process: mitochondrion organization. Lineage: Eukaryota; Viridiplantae; Streptophyta; Magnoliopsida; Fagales; Fagaceae. The coding region runs from base 157 to 1155 and encodes 332 amino acids. The transcript is spliced from 7 exons. The record is from RefSeq and is a predicted model, not a curated record. Gene Ontology annotation, cellular component: mitochondrial outer membrane; SAM complex; cytoplasm.
AAGCCACGCAUCCCUCAAACCCCAAAGAAAAACCCCACCUCCAUUGUCCAUACCUCUUGUCGCUUCUUCAUCUUCUACACAGUCACAUUUGACACCUUCUUCCUUCUUAUACAGUUCGACAGUUUGUAGUUGUUGUGACUAUUGGCGUUUUGAAAUAUGGAGGAGAUGAACACUGAGAAUAACUGGAGAGAAGAGCAGAAUUUCACAUUGGUGGUAAGGAAGCCCUGUUUUGGCCUCCCCACAGCAUGCCCUUCCUGCCUCCCUCUUUACUUGUAUCUCAAAUUUGCUCAACUCCCAUUCCAUUUGGAUUUCUGCUCUAUCUACCCUGACUCUGAUCAAAUUCCAUAUAUUGAGUCUGGUGAUUAUGUGGCCUAUAAUAAUGAGAAUGGUGGGGUUAUUGAAAGUCUGAAGAAAGAUGGUAUUGCUGAUUUGGACGCUGAGUUCAAGUCAGUUCCAGAAUGGAUAUCAACAAAAGCAAUGGUUAGCUCCUGGCUAGGAGAUGCAAUCAUGUAUGAACUCUGGGUGGGGUCUGAUGGUAGUUCUGCUAAGAAGAUCUAUUAUCCUGAUCUUCCAUGGCCAAUAGGAAAGGUUCUGUUCUGGAAGCAAUCUCAGACUGUAAUGCUGCAACUUGGAAUAACUAAAGACAAUGCCGAGCAAAAGGAGGAAGAGAUUUACAAUAGAGCAAAAAUUGCAUAUGAAGCUCUGUCAAAUAGGUUAGGGGAAGAGGACUUUCUAUUUGAGAACAGGCCAUCAAGUGUGGACGCAAUAUUUCUUGCGCAUGUGCUUUUAAUUCUUCAAGCAUUACCUGAAACAUCAGUGCUGAGGAACGCACUCUUGGAACAUGGUAAUCUUGUAAAGUAUGCUGAAAAACAUAAGAUGGAGCAGAUAGAGGCUGGUUCGUCAUCUUCUUCUGUCCCACAGUUUCAGUCAGGCCCUUCAUCAUCAGCUCCAAGAAAGGGUCCUUCAAAUUGGAGUUCAAAGCCCAAAAGCAAAUCCAAGAGGGAAAAAACAAAGGAGGAGAAAACUUUUAGAAAAAGGGCCAAAUAUUUUGUGGUAGCACAGCUCGUUUCAGUUCUACUUUUUCUCACUUUCAUGAAUAGAUCUGAUGAUGAAGUGGAGCUUGAUGACGAUGAUGGCUAUGGUUAUGAUGACUGAAAAGCAUUCACUCAUCUUCGUGCUGAGUUUUCAAUACCAACUUUUUUCCUUUGAUUAGUACCCAAGGUUAGCUAGUUGACGAGGAUGACUUUUGCCCUUCUUGUAAUUUUCAAUGGAAAUUUUGGAAAAUAAGUGUCCAUACAACUCAAAAUUAUGAUUUAUUUGAAUAGAUGAGCUGUAUUUUUUUGCGGUUUCAAAAGAAAUAUUAUAUUGUUCAUGACAUUUGAUUUUUUAAACGAUGCUUACAUUUUGUA